Messenger RNA from Penicillium longicatenatum, 1071 nucleotides. RefSeq names its product FPP/GGPP synthase family protein. The record is from RefSeq and is a predicted model, not a curated record. Gene Ontology annotation, biological process: isoprenoid biosynthetic process. Gene Ontology annotation, molecular function: prenyltransferase activity. Bases 1 to 1071 code for a protein of 356 amino acids. NCBI's taxonomy places the organism in Eukaryota, Fungi, Ascomycota, Eurotiomycetes, Eurotiales, Aspergillaceae. The transcript has 2 exons.
AUGACCUCCAACAUGAAUUUCGAACCCCCAUCCUCCAUCCCACCACGGACCAGCUCUGCCAACGCUACAAACGGCCUGACAAGUCCGUCGAGCAAGUCGAAGCAUCGCCGCAACAAGUCCAGCGUGGAUGGCACCAAAUACAAAGAUGGCACAUGGUCACCGAGGAACGAGGAGAUCCUCAUGGGUCCCUACGACUACCUCCAGGCGCACCCAGGCAAGGACGUCCGCCGUGCAAUGAUCGAAGCCUUCAACUCCUGGCUCCAGGUCCCACCAGACAGCCUAGCGAUCAUCACCCGCGUGGUAGCUAUGCUACACACAGCUUCAUUACUGAUCGACGACGUCGAAGACAACUCAAUCCUCCGCCGCGGCAUCCCCGUCGCACACAACAUCUUCGGCACAGCGCAGACCAUCAACAGCGCAAACUACGUCUACUUCCUUGCGCUACAAGAGGUCCAAAAACUCAACAACCCGGCCGCGAUCAAUAUCUUCGUGAACGAGCUCCUGAAUCUUCACCGCGGUCAGGGAAUGGACCUCUUCUGGCGUGAUACGUUGAACUGCCCGACGGAGGACGAGUACCUUGAGAUGGUGGGCAACAAGACGGGCGGACUAUUCCGACUUGCGGUGAAGCUGAUGCAAGCGGAGAGCGCAACGGGUAAGGACUGUGUCAGGCUUGUCAAUGUCUUGGGCCUUAUUUUCCAGAUCUGUGAUGAUUAUUUGAAUCUUUGCAAUACAACGUACACGCAAAACAAGGGCAUGUGCGAAGAUCUGACGGAGGGCAAAUUCUCGUUUCCGAUUAUUCACAGUAUUCGUUCGAAUCCAGGGAGUCACCAGCUUAUUAGUAUUUUGAAGCAGAAGACCACUGACGAAGAGGUUAAGCGGUAUGCCGUGCAGUACAUGGAGAGUACGGGCAGCUUUGAGCAUUGUCGCGUUGUUGUUAAGGGGUAUCGGGAGCAGGCGUUGCGGUUGAUUGAUGAGAUUGAUGCUACUCCGAGUAAGAAUGGUGCUGGUGAUGGAAGUCUGGUGCGAGCGGUUCUGAAUAAGAUUGUGAAUUCUACUCUAGACAGCACAUGA